CGGCGCCAUCCCCAUGCAGAGAGCCAUGGAUUCGAACCUCUGUCCGCCGUCCCCACUGCUCGUGCGGGUGUCGCAUCCCGGCACCCGCCUAACAUGGAAGCUGGAAAAGUACUUCCAGAGCCGGGAUUCGGGCGGCGGGGAGUGCACCGUGCAGGCCCUGGAUCGCAACGACCCCAACUCGAACACCUUUCGGGUGCAGUUCGUGCAAAGGACAAGUAAGGAGGGAGUGUUGAAGAAAGGAAAGCACCAAAUUUUUGUUGACAACAAACCUGUGACUAUUUUCCUGGAACCCAAUGAAAAUGCAGUAGAGAAGAACACCAGGAUGUCUUCUUUGACACAGUCACGAAAAGGGGUGAGGCCUGGUGAGAAGCAUCCAAAUGAAAAGGACAUUUCUAGCGCUGUGGAUUCCUGUGUCCAGAAGAUCUUUCUUACUGUCACAGCUGAACUGAACUGUCACCUGUUGUCUAAAGAGCACAGGGAACACAUUGCCAUUCUCUGCCCCAAUGUCGAACGAGUGAAGGGCCGUGAAGGAAUUGAGGAAGUGCACGGUGACUUCAGAGAUAUUGAAAAAAUACAUGGCUUCUUGAGUGAACAACUCCUGGAAAAGGAGCAGAAACGAGAAUCUUCCCCUUUGACAACAGAGAGGGAGCCACUCCAUCAGCAGGACGGGAACAGCUGUGUUUCUCCCUCUGAACCAAAAACCAGGUUGGAAGAAAAAAGCAACCGUUUUGAAGUUCCCUUGGCUUUCUUUGAAUACUUCACAUACACCUGCCCUGAUAAAAUAUGCUCAAUAGAGAAAAUAUUAGGUACAAAAAUAAAAACUCAGAAGAGUUCUCCAAAUAUGGUCUAUUUAGACUUUACCUCAAGUCAAUCAGGUAACCUCGAAGCAGCUCGCAAUUCUUUUGUCGGAGAAUUUCAGAAGAGUGUGGAGACUCUGAAGCAGGAAUGUGUUGCUCUGGCAGACAGUAAGCAGGCACACAAAAUCAAACAGGAAUUAAAUGACCAGUUUACAAAGCUCCUCAUAAAGGAGGAAGGAGGAGAAUUAACUCUCCUUGGGACCGCAUAUGACAUUUCAGCUGCCAAACAUUUUCUUGCCUCAGAAAUCUCUGGAAGUCUUGUCAAGGCACCUGUGAAAAUAUUGACUCCCAAGCACAUGAUGAAUGGAAUUGAGGUUGACACUGCUCCCUAUAAGCUUUUAGAAGCAGAGUUACUCCAGGAGAUAUCACAGAUAGAAAAAAAGUACGACACUCAAAGUAAGGUUUUGGGAACAAGUCAGAAAACCUGCAUUCUAUUUGAACCUAAAAACAAGGAGUUAGAUCUAUCUGUGCAUGCUUAUUCAAGUUUCAUCGAUGCCUAUCAGCAUGUCUCAUGUCAGAUUAUGAGAGAAGUUCUUUUGCUGAAACUUUCGGGCAAGGAGAGAAAGCACUUACAUGGGACCAAGUUCUCUGAUGACUUUCGAAAAAGGCAUCCAGGUAUAGACUUUGUGCUAAAUCAAGAGUCAAUCACUUUGAUUGGGUUGCCAAAUCACCUUACAAAGGCAAAACAAUAUGUCUUAAACAGAGGGGGAAUGUCUCCAUUAGCUAGAGAGAAAUGCAAUGAAGCACCCACGGACACUGAUAGUAAUGAUUCAAAAACAGCUUCACCAACACUGCAGCGCUCUGCCAGUUCUGAGGUGUCAGAAGUGGACAAGGAAAAGGGCAUAUGUACCAUCUGUUUGAACACCAUUAGUAACAGACAAGUGCUCUCAAAGUGCAAACAUGAUUUCUGCAGCCCUUGUAUCAACAAAGCCUUGUCAUAUAAGCCAGUCUGUCCUAUAUGUCAGACUUCCUAUGGUGUCCAGAAAGGGAAUCAGCCAGAUGGAAACAUGAGUGUCAUUUUCGAAAGAGACUCACUUCCAGGUUAUGAAUCCUGUGGCACCAUUGUGAUUACUUACAGUAUUAAAGAAGGCAUACAAACAAAAAAGCACCCAAACCCCGGAAAGAAAUUUUCUGGAAUAUGUCGAACUGCAUACUUGCCUGAUAACAAGGAAGGAAAUGAGGUUUUGCAUCUGCUUCGUAGGGCCUUUGACCAAAAACUGAUUUUCACAGUGGGACACUCUCGAGUAUUAGGAGUCUCAGGUGUCAUUACGUGGAAUGAUAUCCACCACAAAACGUCCAAGUUUGGGGGACCAGAAAGGUAUGGCUACCCUGAUCCUGACUACCUGAAACGUGUCAAACAGGAGCUGAAAGAUAAAGGAAUUGAGUAAGAAGAGUAUUAUUGGAAGGAUAAAUUGAGCCAAGCUUGCAAAAGGCACAGUUGAAGAAGCAGAGUAAAUUCUAAUCUAAAUCCUUAUGUAAAAACACCUUGAAAAUUGUUUCAUCUCAAGAAGUGGUUUGUGGGGAAUUCCCUGGCAGUGCAGGGGUUAGGACGCCAAGCGCUUCCACUGAAGGGGGCACAGGUUCGAUCCCGAGGUUGGGGAACUAAAAUCCUGGCUGCACAGCCAGAAAAAAAAAAAAAAAAAAAAAGGAAGUGCUUUGUGUAAGAGUAAGAAUCUGCUGGUCUGUCAUUUCUGGGUUGUUAACAUUUUCUAGAAGAUAAAAGCCCCGGAGAUCUGUGUAAUCUUGCUGCAGAGGUAGUGUGCCUCAUUCUCCUGUCAUCCUUGUGGAGGCUAGAGGGGUGGAGUGCUGUGGAUCUGAAAUCAUCUUCUGAGUUGUUCGACUGAAGUACCAGCUGUCAGUGGACCCUCCUUUUAUUGCCAUCUCUAGGGUAGUCCCUCAAUUUUGUCUGUUUGCUCUUUGAUCCCUACCCUAAAAGUAAAACCCUAAUGUGAAGGGUGGUCGGGUGGGAGGAGGGCUUUGGUUAUGGAAAAUUAGAGACCUAUGUUAACCUCCCUGCCCCAUGGCCAGAGGAGUGGCCAGGACAGAGAAUGAGCAACCUUGGUAAUAAAGGGAAUAAGGCUAUUAUUUUUGACAACACAGCGCCUGGUGAACAGUUGGUGCUGAAUAAAUGUUUGCUGCCUGACUCAAGUUGCUAGUAACCCCGCAGAGAAACAUGUUCCCUAAAUCUUUGGCAGAGGCAGGUGUAAGGAAGACAGCUCUGGAGUCCUCACCACUUAUUUGGGAAACAGAAUUUCUUACUCCAGAACUCAUGACCUCUGAACUCUGACCGGCCUCUAACUUUGUCCUUGCUCCCUGCUGAUUCUUAUAACCUGCCAUAUGGUGUGCAUUUCCCCUGCCCUAGUAAUGCUACCCAUCUCUGAACAUUUUUCCCUCUGGAUAUUAUUGUACUUUUAUGUAUACCCCGCUUGCAGUUUUAACAGAUAAAUCACAGGAAUCACCAGAGACUCAUUUUCUCAUGA
Messenger RNA from Kogia breviceps (pygmy sperm whale), 3337 nucleotides. It is a transcript of the gene DTX3L, whose product is annotated as deltex E3 ubiquitin ligase 3L. The record is from RefSeq and is a predicted model, not a curated record. Gene Ontology annotation, molecular function: ubiquitin protein ligase activity. NCBI's taxonomy places the organism in Eukaryota, Metazoa, Chordata, Mammalia, Artiodactyla, Physeteridae. Gene Ontology annotation, cellular component: nucleoplasm. Gene Ontology annotation, biological process: protein ubiquitination; Notch signaling pathway.